Molecule: messenger RNA, 3030 nt
Organism: Telopea speciosissima
Lineage: Eukaryota; Viridiplantae; Streptophyta; Magnoliopsida; Proteales; Proteaceae
Product: insulin-degrading enzyme-like 1, peroxisomal
Exons: 27
Coding region: 59-2962 (967 amino acids)
Biological process (GO): peptide catabolic process
Cellular component (GO): cytosol; mitochondrion
Molecular function (GO): metalloendopeptidase activity; metal ion binding
Source: RefSeq, a predicted model, not a curated record
UUAUAAGAACGGAAAACAGAACUAGCUGAGGAGGAGACGGUGACUCUGAAGGUGAAAAAUGGCCGUGGGCAAAGAAGAAGUGGAGAUACUGAAACCCCGUACGGACAAGAGGGGCUAUAGGAGAAUCGUCCUCCCUAAUCGUCUCGAAGUUCUCCUCAUCAGUGAUCCCGAAGCCGAUAAGGCUGCUGCUUCCAUGAAUGUCAGUGUUGGCUCAUUUAGCGAUCCGGAGGGUCUUGAAGGUCUUGCUCAUUUUCUUGAGCAUAUGCUGUUUUACGCAAGUGAGAAAUAUCCUUUGGAGGACAGUUAUUCAAAGUACAUAACAGAGCAUGGAGGUAGCACUAAUGCUUUUACAUCUUCUGAGCACACAAACUACUAUUUUGAUGUCAACAAUGACAGUUUUGAAGAAGCUUUGGAUAGAUUUGCACAGUUCUUUAUUAAACCAUUGAUGUCACCUGAUGCUACUAUGAGGGAAAUAAAAGCUGUUGAUUCUGAGAAUCAGAAAAAUCUAUUAUCUGAUGCUUGGAGAAUGGCUCAGCUUCACAAACAUUUGUCUGCAGAUAGUCACCCAUAUCAUAAAUUUAGUACAGGAAACUGGGAUACAUUGGAGGUCCGUCCAAAAGCAAAAGGGCUGGAUACACGACAUGAGCUUCUUAAAUUCUACGAGGAAAACUACUCAGCAAACCUUAUGCAUCUGGUUGUAUAUUGGAAAGAAAGCCUUGAUAAAAUUCAAAGUCUGGUGGAAAACAAAUUCCAGGAUAUUCGGAAUACUGAUCGAGGCUGCUUCAAUUGUCCUGGUCACCCAUGCACAUCGGAACAUCUUCAGAUUCUUGUCAAAACUGUCCCCAUAAAGCAAGGUCACAAGUUGAGAAUUAUAUGGCCCAUCACUCCAGGAAUUCGUCAUUACAAGGAAGGGCACUGUAGGUAUGUUGGCCACCUUAUUGGCCAUGAAGGAGAGGGAUCAGUGUUUUACAUCUUGAAGACCUUGGGAUGGGCUACCGGUUUAUCUGCAGGUGAAGGGGAUUGGACUUAUGAGUUUUCUUUCUUCACAGUAAUUAUAGAUCUUACUGAUGCUGGUCAUGAGCACAUGGAAGAGAUUGUAGGGUUACUGUUCAAAUACAUCUUCCUCUUACAAAAAUCUGGUGUCAGCAAACGGAUAUUUGACGAGCUCUCAGCAAUUUGUGAGACCGUCUUCCAUUAUCAGGACAAGAUUCCUCCUAUUGAUUAUGUGGUUAAUGUUGCAUCGAACAUGCAGCUAUAUCCCCCAAAAGAUUGGCUAGUGGCAUCAUCAUUGCCGUCUAACUUCAGUCCAGGAACCAUUCAGAUGGUAUUAGAUGAGCUUACUCCAAACAAUAUCAGAAUAUUUUGGGAAUCAAAGAAGUUUGAAGGACAUACUGACUUGGUUGAGCCAUGGUAUGGAACUGCAUAUUCUGUUGAGAAAAUUACAGAUUCCAUGUUACAGAAAUGGAUAGAGACAGCUCCUAAUGAAAAUCUACAUCUACCAGUACCAAACAUUUUUAUUCCCACUGACUUGUCAAUUAAAGAAAUGCAAGAGAAGGGUAACUAUCCACUUCUGUUAAGGAAGUCAUCAUUUUCAAGGUUAUGGUAUAAGCCUGAUAAAUUGUUCUUCACCCCCAAGGCAUAUGUUAAGAUAGAUUUUAACUGUCCUUAUGCAAGCCACUCACCAGAAGCAGGAGUUCUUACUGAUAUUUUCACGCGGUUGUUAAUGGAUUACUUGAAUGAAUAUGCUUAUGAUGCUCAAGUUGCCAGUCUUUAUUAUGGUAUAACCCACACAGAUACCGGGUUUCAGUUGAUUGUGGUUGGUUAUAAUCACAAAAUGAGGAUCUUAUUGGAAACAAUUGUUGGAAAAAUUGCUCAGUUUAAAGUAAAAGAAGACAGGUUUGCCGUGAUUAAGGAAACUGUGAUGAAGGAAUAUCAAAAUUUUAAGUUCCAACAACCAUAUCAGCAGGCUAUGUACUACUGCUCCUUAAUAUUGGAGGAUCACUCAUGGCCUUGGAUUGAAGGACUUGAAGUUCUUCCUCAUCUUGAAGCCGGUGAUCUUGCAAAAUUUUCACCUGUGAUGCUUUCAAAGGCCUUCUUAGAAUGUUAUGUUGCAGGGAAUAUUGAUUCAAAUGAAGCAGAAUCUCUGGUCCAGCAUAUUGAAGAUGUUCUCUACAAGGGUCCCAUGCCCAUAUGCAAACCAUUAUUCCCAUCUGAGCAUUUAACAAAUAGAAUUAUUAAGCUUGAAACAGGCAUAAGUCACUUCUACCCUAUUGAAGGCCUAAACCCAAGUGAUGAGAACUCUGCCCUGGUUCAAUACACUCAGGUUCAUCAAGAUGAUUUGUUGUUGAAUGUCAAACUUCAGCUUUUUGCACUUGUUGCAAAGCAACCAGCUUUCCACCAGCUUAGAUCAGUUGAGCAACUUGGGUACAUAACUGUGCUUAUGCAGAGGAAUGAUUCUGGCGUCCGAGGUGUGCAAUUUAUAGUCCAAUCCACAGCAAAGGAUCCAGGACAAAUAGAUUUGAGAGUCGAGGCAUUUCUUAAGUUGUUUGAGAGCAAACUUAACGAAAUGACCAAUGAUGAGUUCAGGGACAAUGUAAAUGCGCUGAUAGAUAUGAAGCUUGAGAAGCAUAAAAAUUUGCGGGAGGAAUCUGCAUAUUACUGGCGAGAAAUUGUUCAUGGCACCCUCAAGUUUGAUCGUAGGGAAUCUGAGAUUGCAGCAUUAAAGCAGCUGAGCAAGCAGGAAUUGGUAGACUUCUUCAAUGAAUACAUAAAAGUCGGAGCACCUCAGAGAAAGGUGCUUAGUGUACAAGUUUAUGGAGCCUUACAUUCUGCUGAAUGCAAAGAAGCCAAAGGGGAACAAAGUCAGUUGCCAUCUGUUAGAAUUGAUGAUAUUUUCAGCUUUAGAAGAUCACGACCUCUGUAUGGUUCUUUCAAAGGAGGCCUUGGUCACAUGAAACUGUAAAUGUUUCACCCAAGCUGUUGGCACAGAAUGGACAAUGGACUCAUGGUUGGGCUAAGGUUUUUAAAGGC